Molecule: messenger RNA, 5360 nt
Organism: Cryptomeria japonica (Japanese cedar)
Lineage: Eukaryota; Viridiplantae; Streptophyta; Pinopsida; Cupressales; Cupressaceae
Product: ABC transporter C family member 5
Exons: 11
Coding region: 199-4683 (1494 amino acids)
Biological process (GO): transmembrane transport
Cellular component (GO): plant-type vacuole; vacuolar membrane
Molecular function (GO): ATP hydrolysis activity; ABC-type transporter activity; ATP binding
Source: RefSeq, a predicted model, not a curated record
AAUUUUGCAUGAAAUUGCUAGUCUGAAGACUAGCAGUCAGUGCCGUCUGUGACUAGGAUCCCACCCCACACCUGUCGCUGCACGCCACCCCACAGUCGGCAUAGUUGGCCGGUCCAUGAGAAAAGAGAAAGACCCACACAGGCACACAGAAGAUUGAAACAAUCAUACUGGAAGAAGAAGAAGAAAGAGGAGGAGAAGAUGGAAACGGAGAUUAUGAGGGGAUCAAUCCUGGUGGGGCAGGGGCUGCCCAUACAUGGCCAGAUCUCUGUGUUGGCUAACAUCUUCGUUCUCAUUAUAACCGUGGUGUCUGUGGCAGCCAAGGCGUCCAGAGGGUGUCGAAAAGGGAAGAGGCUUCAAAAUGGAGGGGAUGCAGGGUCCGGGCGUUAUGAAAACAAAAUUGUAGCAGGGGUGGUGUACAGAGUGGCGGUGGCGUGCUGUAUAUACAUUGUGGGUUGCGAAAUCGCAGUGUUGGCAUGGGAGGCUUGGGCGAAAUCAGAAUGGUGGAUGUUGUUGUCGCAGGCAUUGCAGGUGGUAGUGUGGGUGGUGGCCAGCAGCGCGACAUGGAGACUCAAGAGGUUGGGGCGCUCUUCAUUGCCCUUGUUCCUCAGAGCGUGGUGGCCGCUCUCCUUGGCUCUCUGCCUCUGUACCCUCAUAAGAUACAAGACCACCUUGCCCACCACAUAUGUUCUUCUCAAAGCCCUUUGUUCCCCCGCCCUCGCUUUUCUUUGCUUCGUGGCCGCUCGCGGGAACCUGGGAAUACAGAAGAUUGUGAAUUCAGAUCUCCAGGAGCCCCUUCUGGAGGAAAGUAGCGAUUUGAAUGUGACGCCCUAUUGCGGGGCUGGGGUGGUGAGCACGGUGACUCUGUCUUGGCUUAAUCCGAUCCUGAAGGUGGGCUACAGGCGGGCGCUGGAACUUAAGGACGUGCCUGCUCUGUCCCCAAAAGACAGAGCAGAGAAUGCAUACAAGGUCUUAACGGAGAAUUGGGCCAAACUCAAGGCGGCCAAGCCCGAGGAGCAUCCGUCGCUAGCAAAGGCGAUUGCCAUGUCAUUCUGGAGGGAGGCCCUGCGGAAUGGCGUGUUCGCGGGGGUGAAUACGAUGGUGUCCUACGUGGGACCCUUCUUGAUAAGCUAUUUCGUGGACUACCUGGGUGGAAAGGAAGUGUUCCCGCACGAAGGUUACAUUUUGGCCUCUGUCUUCUUUGGGGCCAAAGUGGUGGAGAUCGUGACGACGAGGCAAUGGUACCUGGGUGUGGACAUUUUGGGAAUGCACGUACGCGCGGCUCUGACUGGGCAGGUGUUCGAAAAGGGUAUGCGGCUGUCGAGCGUGGCAAGGCAGAGGCACAGCAGCGGCGAAAUCAUCAAUUACAUGGCCGUAGAUGUGCAGCGAAUCGGCGAUUACUCGUGGUACCUGCACGACAUCUGGGUGCUGCCUCUUCAAAUCAUCCUCGCUCUGGCAAUUCUCUUCAAGAAUGUGGGCCUCGCCUCCCUUGCCACCCUCGUCGCUACUGUCAUCUCCAUUCUCAUCAAUACUCCGCUUGCCAAACUGCAAGAAGAGUACCAGGACAAUCUCAUGGCUGCCAAGGAUGAUCGAAUGAGGAGCACGUCCGAGUGCCUCAGGAAUAUGCGCAUAAUGAAAUUGCAGGCGUGGGAGGAGCGCUACAGAUUGAAACUGGAGGACCUGCGCCAGACAGAGUUCGUGUCGCUGAGGAAGGCGCUCUAUGCACAGGCGUGUGUAACCUUCAUUUUCUGGGGCUCCCCCAUUUUUGUGUCCGUGGUGACUUUUGGGACCUCUAUAUUGUUGGGUGGACAACUGACUGCAGGAGGGGUGCUAUCCGCAUUGGCCACUUUCAGAAUUCUUCAGGAGCCUCUAAGGAAUUUUCCCGACUUGUUGUCCAUGAUUGCUCAGACUAAAGUGUCCCUAGAUCGCAUUUCAAGAUUUUUAGAAGAGGAGGAACUGCCUCAUGAUGCGACGAUAUCUAUCCCCAGCAAUUCAUCGGAGCUUGCUGUCGAAAUUAAGGAUGGAGAUUUCAGUUGGGAUCCCAUUUCAGACAAGCUAACCUUGUCCGGGAUUAAUUUGCAAGUGAAGAAGGGUAUGCGGGUGGCAGUUUGUGGCGUGGUUGGAGCUGGAAAGUCAAGCUUUCUGUCCUGUAUAUUGGGAGAAAUUCCUAAAGUGUCAGGUCAAGUAAAGAUUAGUGGAAGUACAGCAUAUGUGUCACAGUCUGCAUGGAUCCAGACUGGUAACAUUGAGGAAAACAUUCUUUUUGGUGACGAAAUGGAUAAAGCGAAGUACAAGAAUGUUCUUCAAGCUUGUGCUUUGAAGAAAGACUUGGGGCUGUUUUCACAUGGUGAUCAAACAAUCAUUGGCGAGAGAGGGAUCAAUCUAAGUGGUGGACAAAAGCAAAGAGUACAGCUUGCUCGGGCACUUUAUCAGGAUGCUGACAUAUAUCUUCUUGACGAUCCUUUUAGUGCAGUUGAUGCCCAAACAGGCACAGAGCUAUUCAAGGAGUACAUAUUGGGGGCUUUAGCGACAAAGACUCUGGUAUUCAUUACGCAUCAAGUAGAAUUUUUGCCCACAGCUGAUCUUAUACUGGUGCUACGCGAUGGCAGAAUAAUACAAGCUGGCAAAUAUGAAGAUCUUCUGCAAGCUGGUACUGAUUUCAACACGCUGGUAUCGGCGCAUCAUGACGCCAUAGAAGCUAUGGAUGUUGCUGAGUACCUGAUUGAUGAACCAGAUGAAGAAAAGGAGUCUGUUGGGGUUAUUAAGGAAGAAGAUCCAAAACCUUGUGAAAUCAGCAAUCUGCCGACACAGAAAGCAGAUAAGGAAUCAUCUUCUGAUAAGCAACGAAAGAAGGAGAAGAAGGCCAAGCGAAUGAAAAAGAAACAGCUCAUCCAGGAGGAAGAACGUGAGAGGGGAAAUGUCAGCUUCCGUGUGUAUUGGUCUUAUUUGACUGCAGCCUAUAGGGGUGCUUUAGUCCCACUCAUCAUACUUGCACAGACAUUAUUUCAGGUCUUGCAAAUAGGAAGCAACUGGUGGAUGGCAUGGGCAAAUCCACAAACAGAUAGAGAAGAGCCCCGAACGAGUAGCUUCACUCUCAUUCUGGUUUACAUGGGCCUGGCAUUUGGAAGCACAGUAUUUGUAUUCAUAAGGGCUCUACUUGUGGCAACCUUUGGUCUGAAGGCAUCACAGAAGCUGUUUGCUAAUAUGCUAAGAAGUAUUUUCCGUGCUCCGAUGUCUUUCUUUGAUUCAACACCAACUGGCCGUAUCCUCAGCCGUGUUUCUAUUGAUCAAAGUGUUGUAGAUCUAGAUAUUCCCUUCAGACUGGGUGGAUUUGCUUCUACUACCAUUCAACUGCUUGGCAUAAUUGCUGUUAUGUCAAAGGUCACAUGGCAAAUUCUAGUAUUGUUUGUACCGAUGUCACUGGCUUGUUUAUGGAUGCAGAAAUACUACAUGGCAUCAUCAAGAGAACUAGUUCGAAUGGUAGGCAUACAGAAGGCUCCAAUUAUUCAUCACUUUGGGGAAUCAAUUGCUGGAGCAGCGACCAUCAGAAGUUUUGGCCAGGAACAAAGAUUUAUGGAAAGAAAUUUAUAUUUAUUCGACUGCUAUGCUCGUCCAUUCUUUUAUAGUUUUGCAGCCAUUGAAUGGCUUUGCUUACGAAUGGAGUUGUUAUCUACUUGUGUCUUUGCUUUCUCAAUGGCUCUCCUUGUGAGCUUUCCUGUUGGUACCAUUGAUCCCAGUAUGGCUGGUCUUGCAGUAACAUAUGGUCUCACAUUGAAUGCUAGGCAGUCUCGCUGGAUUUUGAGUCUGUGCAAACUGGAGAACAAAAUUAUUUCAAUUGAACGGAUUCAGCAGUAUUCUUGUAUUCCUAGUGAGGCUCCAUUAGUGAUUGAAAACAGUCGGCCUUCACCUUCGUGGCCAUUUCAGGGAACUGUUGAUAUAGUAAAUUUGCAGGUGAAAUAUAAGGAGAACCUUCCGAAGGUUCUACAUGGUAUAACCUGCACAUUUCUUGGAGGGAAGAAAAUAGGGAUAGUGGGACGGACGGGCAGUGGGAAAUCUACCCUAAUUCAAGCUUUGUUUCGGAUGGUGGAGCCUGUGGAUGGAAGAAUUGUCAUUGAUGGCUUAGAUAUAUCAACCAUAGGCUUACAUGAUCUACGCUCACGUUUAGGCAUUAUCCCACAAGAUCCAACUUUAUUCGAGGGAACAAUUCGUUUCAAUCUUGAUCCUCUUGAAGAACAUUCAGACAAUGAAAUCUGGGAGGCUCUUGACAAGUGUCAGCUCGGAGAUGUAGUCCGGCAGAAGGAAGCGAAACUCGAUAGCCCAGUGACAGAGAAUGGAGAAAAUUGGAGCAUGGGGCAAAGGCAGCUUGUAUCUUUAGGUCGAGCAUUGCUGAAACAAGCCCGUAUACUGGUGCUUGAUGAAGCAACUGCAUCAGUGGAUACAGCGACUGAUGGUGUCAUUCAGCGAACAAUUCGGGCUGAGUUCAUGGAUUGUACUGUCAUUUCUAUUGCACAUCGUAUUCCAACAGUAAUAGACAGUGAUCAAGUUCUGGUUUUAAGUGAUGGGAGAGUGGCAGAAUUUGAUACUCCAUUAGCACUUCUAGAAGACAAGUCAUCUUUGUUUUUCAAGCUUGUAUCAGAGUAUUCAAUGAGGUCGAGUAGUGUUUCUGACGUGGCAAACAUGAGCUAGACAUAAACUGUGAAGAACAAAGGUGGUUAAGGGGUUGCCUAGGAAGUCUGGCCUAUGCGAUUGAUUGUGACAAAAAAUGGAUCUAACAUGUAGCUUUCGCUGGACUGGGAUCUAACAAGUAGCUUUCGCUGGACUGUGCUGUCAUUUAGCUACUAACCGAGAUUCUCAGUUGAAUUGAGGCCAGUCAUCAUGCCAUGCCUGCAACUGUGUAUCCAGAAUGGGGAAUUUAAUGCCCAAAGUAAAUCUCUUAUUUUUUCCAGACGAUUGCAAAAUAUGGCCAAUGAUCAGAUAUGAGCCACUGGAGGUGAAAAGAAUAUGUUUGUGGAUCAUUAACCUCAGUAAUUUUUUAAGUUUUAUGAGCUACCCUUACAUGUUCAUCUUGUAGCACAUUUAUCCUGUUUGGGUUAUUUAUGUAUUGGUGCUCUGCUAUUCUCAUCUUUGUAAGAAGAAUUUUGACUUGGGCCAAAUUUUAUGACACUAUAUCAUCUUAUGAUCAGGAAUUCUGAAAGCUAUUUCCUAAGUAGACGAGAAUCGGGAAUGCUUCGCCAACUGUGAAGCAUUUUUUCCUGUCAAGGCCUUUGGAUCUUCUUUAUUCUCAUAUUGUUCCUUAAUAGUUAAGUAGUCCCAAUAAAAAAAUAAAUUCUAGGUUUUGGAGCAAUAUAUACUUAUUACUUUAA